AUGUUUUGAUUUUUGGCUGCUGCUUUUAUCUCUCUCGGUCAUCUCUCACUCUGUAGGUAGUGUAGUAGUAGGGUUUUGGAAAAACCCCAAAACGUAAUCCUCCCCAUCUCUUCAGGCUUGAAUUUCAGAAGGUGCUGAGCUUUGAGUGUAAUGCAUUCUAUAAAGGGUAGUUGGGUUGGGCAGACAUUCGCCCUAGCUAAAAAUAAUGAAUCUGAAGGAAGGAGGUCCAGAAUUCGGCGUUCAAAGGAAGAGAGGAAGGCAAUGGUUGAAUCCUUUAUAAAAAAGUAUCAGAAAAUAAACAAUGGGAGUUUUCCAUCACUUAAUCUGACCCACAAAGAAGUUGGUGGGUCUUUCUACACUGUACGAGAAAUUGUUCGAGAUAUAAUUCAGGAAAAUAGAGUGCUUGGUCCUGCUAAGUUUACUGUAGAGGAGCAGCAGACCAUUGAUCAGUUUUGGGAACACAAUCCAUUGGGUACCAUUGCUGCAGAACCACAAAAUACUUUGUCAAUAUCAUCAAAUGAAUUGCUGUUCGUCACCAAUCAAAAUCAGGGUGUAAUUGAACAACUUGUUUUCGCUUCCGAUGGGCAUUUAGUUGCACCUGAACAUCAGAUGUUUGAGAAUGGACGAAUCAUCAAUGGUACUCAAGUAGAAGUGAAUGACAAAGAAUUUAAUGAACCCAAAAGUACAGAGUUACAAGCAAAUGGACCUGUGGAAAUAGAGAAGCAUGUUGCUGUUGAAUCUAUAGAUUCUAAUGGGCAUUGUAUUGGUCCUGAAUAUCAGAGUUUUGACAAUGGACUAAUCAAUGGUAGCCAGAUAGAUAGGAAAGAUAAAGAAAGGGAGGAACGAAUGUGCACAGAACUGCAAACAGUUGAACCUUCGGAAGCAGAGAAGAAUGCUGAAGACGUUCGGGCAACAUCCAAGUCUAAUGUGAAUCCUUUAACAGCAGAUGUGAUAGUGGAGACAUUCCCAUUGAAGCCAGUAAAUGCGACACCUGAGGGCUUGGAUGGAAGGUUACAAGAAGUAACGGAUUUGACUAAGUCUUCCAAGGACAAGGGAACUAGAGGGAUGGAGUUAGCUGGUGUUGAUAGUUUGCAAGUGGAUAGAUUAUAUUCCAUGAAGAGCAUGGAUGAUAAUGUAGCGAUGAAUCUUUCAAGUCCAUUGGUUGAAAACAAAUCCAGCCCAGUGGAUGAAGCACUAGGAAAUGCCAUAGAUCCAUCAGUUGAAAGCUCAAGUUACUCAACCUUUAAUGAAGGUAUUGUGCAUGAAACAGGAAGCACAGACCUUAAUGUCAAAUCACCUCAUAAAGAUGUUCCAACCUCUGAGAUCUCUAACCAAAACCAGCUGACCGCGGGAACUAAGGCUGACAAAGCUCCAGAUAGCUUACAUACAAAGAUUACCAACGGUACCAGUGGUAGUAGUGAGCAAUCGAAAACCAAAGAGGUGGUUGUGAUUGAAGAUGAAGUUGAUGUCCAGACCAGCGGUAGCUUGAAGAAGGGAAGCAAACCAACUUUGGACAGAAUUAACCUUGAAUCAUGGGAAGGUGCAUCUAAAAAGACCAGACCAGAAGGUAACCCACUUUGGGAUGUAUUUAAAGCGUUUUUAGACGCCCUUGUGAAAUUCUGGUCCGAAUGAACUUAAGGUAUAGUCUCAAACCUUGCUAUUGCUGAGUGAGCAAAGAGUAGUGUACCUGUCAGAUCAUUUGUGAUUUCACUUGGGUGAUCCUUAUUUAAUUGUGUGGUCUUUCACUAGAUUAUCCCUUUCUCUUGCCCAUACUUGACAUGGCUCAUACGUUACUUCAUCUUUUCGUCGAUGAUCUAGAUUACUGGUUAUCAUCUCUA
Molecule: messenger RNA, 1838 nt
Organism: Malus domestica (apple)
Lineage: Eukaryota; Viridiplantae; Streptophyta; Magnoliopsida; Rosales; Rosaceae
Source: RefSeq, a predicted model, not a curated record